This is a messenger RNA of Plasmodium vinckei vinckei, 555 nucleotides long. RefSeq names its product fam-c protein. The record is from RefSeq and is a predicted model, not a curated record. NCBI's taxonomy places the organism in Eukaryota, Apicomplexa, Aconoidasida, Haemosporida, Plasmodiidae. The transcript has 2 exons. The coding region runs from base 1 to 555 and encodes 184 amino acids.
AUGAAUAAAAAUAUAUAUAGCUUAGUUACCGUUGCUUCCUAUAUCCUUUUGAUUAUAGCAACACAAUCUUUUACAAACAAUGGCGAUUUAAAUAAAUAUGUCAAGAAAAAUAAAAGCGUGCAUAAUGAAUAUGAAAUAAACAAUAUAAAUGUAAAUAAUAAUGAAAAUUUUAGAUAUAGAAGUCUUUCAGAACAUAAUACAGAAAAUGAUUACAAUUACGGUUCUAAUAUGGUUGAAGAAAUUUCACGUAAUACAAGUUCCGUGGAUUGUGAUUUGUUCGAUUGUUAUAAUUGUUUGAACUGUUUUAAUUGGUUAGGUUAUUUUAAAUGCUUUAGCAUAUUUAAAAGGGAUAAAAAAACUAGCAAACCUUCAAAUAGCAAUGAAUCUAUUCCUAAAGUAACAUUACUGGUGACAAAUAUUCCGCAUGAAUUUCCUGUGCAAAAUCAAAAACAUCACGAUUUUUUAUUAAAAUUAAAAAAAAAAUUCGAGAACCACCCUUCAAAUAAAAAAAAAAAAAAAAAAAAAAAAUAUUUAAAAUUAAAACAAAGUGAAUAA